Molecule: messenger RNA, 2667 nt
Organism: Planococcus citri (citrus mealybug)
Lineage: Eukaryota; Metazoa; Arthropoda; Insecta; Hemiptera; Pseudococcidae
Product: probable cytochrome P450 303a1
Exons: 9
Coding region: 225-1724 (499 amino acids)
Biological process (GO): xenobiotic metabolic process
Cellular component (GO): intracellular membrane-bounded organelle; cytoplasm
Molecular function (GO): heme binding; oxidoreductase activity, acting on paired donors, with incorporation or reduction of molecular oxygen, reduced flavin or flavoprotein as one donor, and incorporation of one atom of oxygen; iron ion binding
Source: RefSeq, a predicted model, not a curated record
UAGUGCUUCAAUGAUCAACGAUGAUCUAGCUUCCGAUUUAGUGUCGAGGUUCAAUUUGCCGAUCCGUGUAUUAAUUUGUUUAAUAGAGAGUUCAUUGGUUUUAUGUUGUUGCGGUUUUUUUUCACGAUAGGUAGCUGUUUAGAGCAGUACGUUGGUCUCAUGCGGAAGUGAAGUUCUCAGGCAGGAAGAUUAUUGUGCAUAGAAUAACUACCUAGCUGUUGAAAAUGUGGUUCGCUGCGAUAUUCUUCGUUUUAAUUUUGGUCUUGCUGGCUUAUCUGGAUACGAGGAAACCGAAGAAUUAUCCGCCAGGUCCCGAAUGGCUUCCAAUAGUAGGCAGCAUGCUAAUGGUGAAAAAACUCCGCGAUCAAACCGGUUACCUAUACAGAGCGACAGCCGAAUUAGCUCGCAUGUACGGACCAAUAGUGGGCCUACGUGUAGGCAAAGACAGACAAGUAGUUUGUUUCGGAUACGAAGCCAUCAAAGAAAUGCUCACCAAGGAAGAACUGGACGGACGACCGCAAGGACCGUUCUACGAAACGAGAACAUGGGGAACACGAAGAGGACUUCUAUUAACCGACGAAGAGUUUUGGCAAGAACAACGUAGAUUCGUCAUGCGUCACUUGAGAGAAUUCGGUUUCGGAAAGAAAACCAUGUCCGAUCUCGUACAAACGGAAGCUGCAUCUUUAGUCGAAAUGUUCGAUCAAAAGCUCAAACUCGAGGCUGAUAAAAAAGGCGGUGUCGUUGUCCCGAUGCGAGAUGCUUUCAGCGUUUAUGUAUUGAAUACUUUGUGGUCCAUGUUGGCUAGCAUCAGAUACAGUCCCGAAGACAGAGAAUUGAAAAGUUUACAGUCUCUGUUGACCGAACUUUUUGCAAAUAUUGAUAUGGUUGGAGCGCUUUUCAGCCAGUUUCCGUUUUUACGUUACGUUGCUCCUGAGAAAUCUGGCUACAAAUCGUUUGUUAACAUUCAUGAAAAAGUUUGGAAGUUUCUCAAGGCUGAACUCGAUAAUCAUAAAGAUACUUUCCAACAAAAUUCUCCUCGUGAUUUGAUGGAUGUUUACAUACAGAUGUUGCACACUCAAAAUAAAGGAACAAGUUUUUCCGAAUCGCAACUUUUGGCCAUUUGCAUGGACAUGUUCAUGGCUGGAUCUGAGACUACAAGUAAAUCGCUCGGGUUCGGUUUUCUGUACAUGUUGUUAUAUCCCGAAGUACAACGUAAAGCUCAGGAAGAAAUCGACCGAGUGGUAGGCAGAGAGAGAAUGCCAACUUUGAACGAUCGUCCAAAUAUGCCUUAUGUGGAAUCGAUUGUAUUGGAAUCUGUACGAGUAUUCAUGGGUCGAACUUUCAGUAUCCCUCAUCGUGCUCUUCGCGAUACCACUCUGCAGGGUUAUCAUAUCCCCAAAGAUACUAUGGUGAUCGCUAAUUUCAACGGUGUCCUUAUGAAUAAGCGUUUCUGGGACGAUCCUGAUGUAUUCAGACCAGAUAGAUUUAUCGACGCCGAAGGCAAAGUUUUCGUACCGGAUAACUAUCUACCUUUCGGAUAUGGAAAACACAGAUGCAUGGGACAGACAUUAGCUCGUUCUAAUAUAUUCCUAUUCACUGCAUCUUUACUUCAAAAAUACAACUUCAGCGUUCCGUCAAACGAGGCACCUCCGAGCACCAAUGGCGUAGAUGGAGUGACCCCUUCGCCGGGAGAAUUCAACGCUUAUGUAACUUUGCGAUCGUAGAAAAACAAAAUGUUUCAAAAACAACUCGCCAUCAGAACUUUUCGUGCAGCUCUAGUCUUAAAAUAAAUUGCAGAUCAGCAUUUAGAUUUUUGAAGCCCUCGUUGUGGCGUUAUUUCUCGAAAAAUACGGCAUACUAGGGAAAUGUAAAUUUAGUCAAGAUUUUUGAUGAUUUAGAAAAUAUUAAUUUUUUCAGUAUUAUUAAGUUCUUAGUAGGUAUGUAAAUUUUCAAUGAUGAUGAUUCAAAAUUCAAAGGCCAAUUUCUCAAAAAAAAAACCAAUUUGAUCAAUUUUUCAUAAAAGGCUGAAAUAUUCGGUUUGUACACUACUUUCGCCCUUCAAAUCGAUUGGUGAUGGUUUCUAACCAUUCUAGAGUCUCCAGCAAAUUUUCAAAUUCUUCAGUUUUCAAAAAAAACCAACGCUCUCCCCUAUAGGCGCCUCUUCUCAAGGAACCACAGUCGAGCGAAGAAUUUGGAGGAUAUCUUCCAAACGUUCCUGGUAACGAGCGACCACGUGAUCAGCAGUAUAAGGAAAGAAAAAAAACAAAAGCCCACGAAAGAUAUCAACGAUCUACUGGUAGACAAUACCGCUGAUAACAAGGACCAGAAUGACGACGAUGAGAGCCACGUUGGCAACGAUAAGGAUCAGAAUGACGAAGAUGAUUAACGGGAUAGCGAAGACGAUGACCAGGAUGACGCCUGACGGCGAUGAAGACCAAGAAGACGACGACGAGGUGAGGACGCUCAGCUGCUCACAGCCCACUGUGUGCGGCAUCGUCACUUUUCAAGUUUGGAUUCAAACGAAAUUUUUAUCAUCGAAUAAAUAAAGUCUUACUUGGUACGAGUGCUUCUUGAACAUGGAUUUUCCAGGUUCAUUUUGGACUUUUUGUAUCUAUUUACUUACUUACUUUUAUACUUAUAAUAAUAAUAAUAAUAAUAAUAAUAAUU